Messenger RNA from Asterias rubens (European starfish), 642 nucleotides. Its product is annotated as perlucin-like protein. NCBI's taxonomy places the organism in Eukaryota, Metazoa, Echinodermata, Asteroidea, Forcipulatida, Asteriidae. The record is from RefSeq and is a predicted model, not a curated record. Bases 1 to 642 code for a protein of 213 amino acids. The transcript has a single exon.
AUGAACUCUUUAAAUGUUUUGCUUCUUGGUGUUUUGUGUUUUGGUUGUGGAUGCAUCGUGGCUGAAAUAUGCCCCCCUGACUGGCACCCGUACAAAGAGUCUUGCUACUUCAUAGUCAAGGACACGACGAACUGGUAUCAAGCAAACCGCACUUGUGCAGAAUCACGGGCACUCCUUGCUGUCCCAAACUCGCAAUCCGAACAGGAUUACAUUUGGGAGCUGUUCCUGAAUGCGUUCGAUGCGACGAGUCCAUCAACGCAUCUCUGGAUCGGUUGCAACGACAUCGAGGAGGAUGGGCAGUGGAAGCAUUGUCCGUUAAAGGGACAAACCGAUUCCUACGAGAACUGGAAAGGUGGUCAACCCAGCAGUCUCGUUGAUAACUUGAAGGGCUGUGCCGUUGUGCGGUCUACAAACGGCCAAUGGGUCGGACAGGAUUGCUUUGACGAUAUCAACUACGCAGUCUGUGAGUUCCACCCUGCCAGUGAUACAAUGGAGUCCUCCUGCAAACAGACCGGCCCAGACGACAGCAUCACCCCUCGAUGCCUGCUGUAUCUUUCAAUGAAGGAAUUGUCAGAUGGGAAAUCUUGCUGCUCACAUCCUCGUUGCCACUCCUCAUCUGCUGAAGCAAAGCUGGGGAAGUAA